Molecule: messenger RNA, 570 nt
Organism: Sinocyclocheilus grahami
Lineage: Eukaryota; Metazoa; Chordata; Actinopteri; Cypriniformes; Cyprinidae
Product: protein-glutamine gamma-glutamyltransferase K-like
Exons: 3
Biological process (GO): peptide cross-linking; blood coagulation, fibrin clot formation
Molecular function (GO): protein-glutamine gamma-glutamyltransferase activity
Source: RefSeq, a predicted model, not a curated record
AUGGCUGAUAAGCUUGGAAAAAUGAAGAUUAUCUGUGUAGACCCCGCGUAUGUGGGAAAGCUCAUUUUGACUAAAAAGAAGAACAGUAGCAGAUAUGAGGACAUCACAUCUAACUAUAAAUACCCAGAAGGAAGUCUUAAGGAGAGAGAGGCCAUGCAGAUGGCAGAGCGUCGUGGAGUUUCUUCCAGGGACUACAUGCCACUCGCUGAAGCAGGUGUGACCAUCGAGCUCCAGGCUGACACCAUCAAAAUGGGUGAAAACCUCAAGCUCACUCUGAACAUUAAGAACCAGACCAGCCAAACCUGCAUCAUCAGCGCCAUCAUCACUGGCUGUGUGGUGUAUUACACAGGCGUCACUAGCACAACUUUUAAGUUCGAAAACAAAUCUGCAACCGUGGAAGCCUCGACGACUGAGUCCCUGACAAUAGAUGUCAAAGCUUUUGAGUACAUGCCCUACCUUGUGGAACAGUCCAACCUGCUCUUCGUGGUGUAUGGGCAAGUUGAGGAAAGUGAGACUUCCCUUUCCACAAUGAGAGUUGUCAAUCUUCAUCCUCCUGAACUCGCAAUAAAG